AUGCCCCAGCCUGAGCAGUCUGAGCAGCCUGAGCAGCUCGGCCCCCUGGCCACCGCCUUCAAGGACCUCCCCGCCGACGCCCACCCCGAGCAGUGGAACGCCUUCUACGAGCAAGCCCACCACCCCUGGGACCGCGCCGGUCCCUCCCUCGCCCUCAAGGACCUCCUCCUCCAGCGUCCCGACCUCGUCCCGCCGCCCAGCCCCGGCGCCACCGCCCUCGUCCCCGGCUGCGGCCUCGGCCACGACGCCCUCCUCCUCGCCAGCCUGGGCUACGACGCCUGGGGCCUGGACGUGAGCGAGACGGGCCUCGCCAUGGCCCGGCGGAACGAGCAGGCCCAGCGGGACGAGGGCUACGAGCAGUACCCCGUGCGCGAGGGCCACGAGCGGGGCCGCGUGCACUGGGUCCGGGGCGACUUCUUUGCCGACGACUGGGCUGCUGGCGCGGGCGGCCCCUUUGACCUCAUCUUUGACUACACCUUUCUCUGCGCCCUGCCGCUCGACCUCCGGCCACGCUGGGCCAAGCAGGUCACCCACCUCCUCGCGCCGCGGGGCCGCCUCGUCUGCCUCGAGUUCCCCGUGGGUAAGCCGCACCGCGACAUCGGCCCGCCCUGGGGCCUCAACCCCGAGGUCUACGAGGCCCUGCUCGCCACGCCCGGCGAGCCGCUGCACUACGACGCCCGGGGCGACGGCACCGUCGUCAGCGCCCCGAGCCCCAAGCCCCGGGACGACGCGCUGCACCGCCUGAGCCUCAUCAAGCCCCUGCGGACGCACAAGGCCGGCUACUACGAGGACGGCACGGUGCGGGACUUUGUGUCUGUGUGGUCGCGGUAG
This is a messenger RNA of Emericellopsis cladophorae, 831 nucleotides long. Its product is annotated as thiol methyltransferase-like protein. Bases 1 to 831 code for a protein of 276 amino acids. Gene Ontology annotation, molecular function: S-adenosylmethionine-dependent methyltransferase activity. Lineage: Eukaryota; Fungi; Ascomycota; Sordariomycetes; Hypocreales; Bionectriaceae. The transcript has a single exon. The record is from RefSeq and is a predicted model, not a curated record.